Molecule: messenger RNA, 2136 nt
Organism: Zeugodacus cucurbitae (melon fly)
Lineage: Eukaryota; Metazoa; Arthropoda; Insecta; Diptera; Tephritidae
Gene: PGS1
Product: CDP-diacylglycerol--glycerol-3-phosphate 3-phosphatidyltransferase, mitochondrial
Exons: 5
Coding region: 265-1749 (494 amino acids)
Biological process (GO): cardiolipin biosynthetic process
Cellular component (GO): mitochondrion
Molecular function (GO): CDP-diacylglycerol-glycerol-3-phosphate 3-phosphatidyltransferase activity
Source: RefSeq, a predicted model, not a curated record
GCAUUGGCAACCUGGUGUAUUUGGCGCAGUGUAUACAGUCAGCUGAUUAAUGCAAUUGAAACGUGCAAUUCCCAAAUACGAUGUUUUAGUAGCAAAUAAGCUUUUGAAAAAACCAUCAAAAAUAAUUUAUAAUUAAUGACAUUCUGAAAAUAUAUUUUAAGAAGCUGCACAAAGUCAUGUAAAAUUAGAAAUUUAACUGAUAAGAAUUGACAUCAGUAAGGAUUGUGUUUGAUUUUGAAUUUGAACUAUUAAUUUGCGUUAAUAAUGUGGCACUUACGACGUUUUUUCACCCAAUUCGCUGAGGAAAUCAGCGCACCCACCGAUUUAAUUAGCUGCUUACAGCAAACGCCUCAUAAGAUAAAUAGCACUUUCGGCGGUUGUCGUAAUCUGGAUAGUUUAACAUGGUUGCACAAUGCGGCACCAUGUUUUCCACUUCGCGGUGAGCAAAUUCAAAUAAUUCACGAGCCGCAUCACUUUUAUGAAACGCUGGUGCAACGUAGCGCUGUGGCUAGAGAGCGUAUUGUUUUAGCCAGUCUGUAUCUGGGUACUGGACAAUUGGAAAAUGCUUUUGUACAAACAUUACGUAGUAGCUUACAACAACAAUCCUCACUGCGUGUCAAUGUAUUAUUGGAUUUUACGCGCGGUACACGCGGUGACGUCAAUUCAAAAACAAUGCUGUUGCCGCUUUUACGUGAUUUUGGUGACCAAAUGAGAUUAUCACUUUAUCAUACACCUGAUCUGCGUGGUAUGACGAAAAGACUAGCACCACCACGUUGGAAUGAGUUACUCGGCCUGCAACACAUGAAAGUUUAUCUCUUCGAUGAUGCCGUUUUGAUAUCGGGCGCGAAUUUGUCAAAUGAUUAUUUCACAAAUCGCCAAGAUCGCUAUAUACUCAUUGAAGACAAGCCACUUGCCGAUUUUUAUGCACAGUUUAUUGCGCGGGUGCAGGAAUUCAGUUUGGCUGUUAAUAAAAAUGCACAAGAAGAACUGCAUAAAGAUGGCAAGGUUUUACCAUAUGAAGGUGUAAAGGAAGAAUUUAUUAUGCAUGCCAAACAGCGUAUAUCUGAUUUCAUGAAGGAUACCUACAUGCAGCAACAGAAAGUACUGGAAGAGCAGAAAGGUGCUGAUACGUGGAUAUUCCCGCUGGUUGAGAUGGGUCAAAUUGGCAUUCACCACGACAGCCUUGUGACAAAGCAACUGCUCUCAUCACCAAUUGAAGGUUCCCGCCUAAAACUUGCCACCGGAUAUUUUAAUUUAACUCAGGAAUACAUGGAUACCUUGGCUAGUAAUUGUCUGGCGCAGUGCAGUAUACUAAUGGCUCAUCCGAAUGCAAACGGGUUUCAAGGUGCUAGUGGUCCAGCUGGAGGUAUACCGGCUGCCUAUACUCUAAUUGCAAAGAAGUUUUAUGAAAAUCUAGUGCAAUUGAAACAAAAUCACCGUGUGAACUUCUUUGAGUAUGAAAAAGAAGGCUGGACCUAUCAUGCCAAAGGAUUAUGGUAUUAUUUGCCAGGAACUUCAUUUCCUAAUGCUACACUUAUUGGCUCCUCAAACUUUGGCGAGCGUUCUGUGAAUCGCGAUCUUGAAACGCAAGUGUGCCUCGUUACUACAAAUGAUGGACUGACAGCACGUUUGCAAGGCGAAGCUGACCGACUCUUUAGUUCUUCAAGUACUGCUGAGAAUGAAAUUACCUCAAGACCUGUACCACAUUGGGUACAAGCUGUAGUUAAAGUAUUUAGAAACUUCUUUUAAAAGGUGGCUAACGUAAAACGGAAACAAACGUUAAGUUGUGGAAGUGGGGGUUAAAUGUCUAUCCGCAAAUUCUCAAAAAAUAAUAUUUGUAUGCUGAAGUUUAUUUUUUGAUAGGUUUGAGAACUACUUAGUAUGUAUGUCUCCAAUAUUAUCUAUUUUUGUACUACAUGUUUAGACUUUGUUGGAGUCAGUUGUAAAACUCUAAAAUGUUGAUUUUAGUGAAUUUUUUCAAAAUAUUUCAAUAUUCAAUAUUUUUUAUAAAUUUAGUUUUCUUGUAUACGGUUUCAAAUCUCUGUUUAUUUGUGUGGAGUCUGUAUGGCAAAAAGCUCAAAUUUAAUGCUUUUGUGAACAAAUAAAUUAAUAAAAUUGUAUUUGCUAUAUAACUAA